Molecule: messenger RNA, 473 nt
Organism: Gongylonema pulchrum
Lineage: Eukaryota; Metazoa; Nematoda; Chromadorea; Rhabditida; Gongylonematidae
Source: the annotation of a GenBank genome assembly
GCCAGUCGUGUGAAGGUUCUCGAAAAGCAAUGCGAAUAUUGUGAAGCGCAACUACUUUCAGCCGAAUAUAAGCAUUUUUUCCGGCGGAAGAAUUUCAAAAAAUUAUAUUCGCAGACAUUGCUCGAAAAAUUAAAAGCUGUGAAGAAGUGUUUGCAGGACAAAUCGCCGUUGCCGGAAGGAAAAAGCACAUACAAGGGCUGUAUUUUUUGCGAUGAUGCCAUAUCACAGCUGGUAAAUUUAAAUCAUGCGUACAAUUCAGAACAACCAUUUCUACGAACGCACUUGAACGGUUUGCGGCAAAAACGAGGUGCUGGAGCGCCACGUAAAGGCCGUGGCCGGUUAAAGCAUUCGAAUGUGGCAUAUGUCGAUAUCAAGGACUGCCUAUUUCUGCUUAUUGAAUCGUCGUAUUUUUGUGGCCUGGGAAAUCGUAAACUUAGUCCUAAGCCAGUUUCAAGAAAUCGCAAAUCCUGAAC